AAAUCAAAACCAAAAGAAAUCGUCAAACCAGCACAAAAAGAAAAUGUCCAGGAACUGACUGAGUUCUUGGCCAAACAGACAUUUGAUGAUCUCGGAUUGUCACCCGAAGUACUUUCGGCCGUAAGAUUAGGUCACCUCAAAGACAUUGAAGAUCCUUUACCGACCGAGAUCCAGGCCUUAUCGAUUCCAAAGCUGCUUCAUUCGAAUCGGCAUGUGCUGUGUGCAGCCGAGACAGGAUCCGGCAAGACGCUUGCGUAUCUCUUACCUACCUUACACAUGCUCAAAUCGGACGAAGUCAACAAAGUAAAGCGACGUCUGGACCACCCCAGAGCCAUUGUACUUGUUCCGACACGCGAGCUGGUCUCCCAGGUCGUCAAGACAGCCAAAUCGCUUAGUCACCACGCCAAGCACCGUGCGCUUGGCCUGACUUCGCGCACACCCCGUCAGAAGCUUCUGGAGAGUCUUGCUGACGGACCUGUAGAUAUUCUGGUGACCAUUCCCACCGCACUCAACACAUUUGUCAAGAACGAGACGCUGUCGUUGGCCGAUACACGGUACCUGAUUAUUGACGAGGCUGAUUCGUUAUUUGAUUCCGGAUGGGGUGAGGACUGCCAGUCGAUCAUCAAGCAGCUCCAGACGAUUAAUGCCCAAAAAAAGGUGCAAGAAAAGAUUAUUAUUGUGUCUGCGACGCUUCCAAAAUCCGUGCAUGGUGUUCUGGACACCCUUUUCCCAAAGCUAGUCAAGAUCACUACGCCUUCUCUGCAUCGUGCGCUGCCGAACCUCAAACAGUCCUUUGUUGAUCUUGCCCGAUUUAACGGUAACCGACAGAUGGCGCUGCUAGAGGUCCUGAAGAAGAACAUCAAGGACGGAAAGACUCUUGUGUUCUGUAAUACUAAAAAGGCCGUUGAUAUUCUCCACAAUUGGCUAAAGACCAAGAACAUCAAUGCGCUGGCCCUGUACAAGGAUGCAGAGAUGAGCCGUGAUGAGACCUUGCGUCUGUUUAAGACUACAAAAAAGGAGGACAUGACACUGAAUACCAAUGUGCUGUUGAGUACUGAUAUUGCUUCGCGUGGAAUCGAUACUACAUUUGUGGACCAUGUUGUGCUCUAUGAUUUCCCUACAUCUGUUGUGGAUUAUUUGCAUCGUGUGGGUAGAACAGCCAGAGCAGGAAAGACAGGAAAGGCCACUUCAUUGAUCGGACGCAAGGAUAGAAUGAUGUCUGAUCGUAUUCGCCGCUCUAUUCGU
Molecule: messenger RNA, 1245 nt
Organism: Phycomyces blakesleeanus NRRL 1555(-)
Lineage: Eukaryota; Fungi; Mucoromycota; Mucoromycetes; Mucorales; Phycomycetaceae
Exons: 2
Molecular function (GO): nucleic acid binding; ATP binding
Source: RefSeq, a predicted model, not a curated record